Messenger RNA from Bolinopsis microptera, 6835 nucleotides. RefSeq names its product signal-induced proliferation-associated 1-like protein 2. The record is from RefSeq and is a predicted model, not a curated record. Gene Ontology annotation, molecular function: protein binding; GTPase activator activity. Gene Ontology annotation, cellular component: cytoplasm. Gene Ontology annotation, biological process: activation of GTPase activity; regulation of small GTPase mediated signal transduction. The coding region runs from base 128 to 5362 and encodes 1744 amino acids. The transcript has 28 exons. Lineage: Eukaryota; Metazoa; Ctenophora; Tentaculata; Lobata; Bolinopsidae.
UUUCAGGAUGGCUCAACAUCGAUGACUUAACCAGAAAACCUACCCCAUCUUCUCAGCUAGCAGUGGUUCAUUGAAUUUACUAUGAUAUGAACUUAAACUAUUGUAACUGUUGUUAUUUCUAUACACCAUGGCAGAGCUAGUAAAUAGCAGAGUCUUAGACGAGUCGAAAAUCGAAGAUGACGAUAUGGUUGACAUUGUCUUCAAACUAACUAACUUUGCUGAUGAAACCAGCACUCCUGUUCGAAAAACACAGAAGAUGAAUCAAUCUAAUCUGCAAUCUUCUGUGAGGACACCGGAGUCAUCAACUGGUCAAAAGCGACAAUUAUCCUUAGAUCAGAAUGAUCCGUCAAAUCAGUCAGAAUUUGUUAGAACUCGGGAGACUUCAAACCAAGUUUAUCAACAGUCAAACCAUAAUACUACAUCCCAAAUUCAGAAAACAGUUCAAAUUUCUACCACUAAAACAGUGACUUUAUCGAAGGAAUCAUAUUCAAAUGUACAAAAUGAUUCUGGUCAAUCUCAUAGGCCACCACGAAAAAAGAAGACCAGGUCUAAAUCAGAUUUGGGCCUUUUUAAUUUUAAGAUGUUUAAGCAGCAAGGUAGUCAGGUAACCUCAGAUGUUCGGCAGUCAGGAGAUGGAACUGAUAGGCCUGACCCACCUGUCAGCCAAGUCGAAGGAAAGGUUGAAACCGUUAACCCCAGAAAAUGUUUUGUUCACUAUGAUUCCCAGAGUGUUCUUGCAGACUUCAGCGACGCCAGUAUUUGCACUACAUCCAAUAACUUUGCCAAUCUGAAGUCUGGGGCUGCAACUGCAAACAUCGAAGACUGUAUAGAAUCUGAUCCAGACAGUCUCUUGUUACAAACACCUAACUUCAUCAAUGAACUUUAUGAAGAACCCAAAGUUAAAAGUUGUGGCGCAGGGAGCAGUACGUAUUACAAAAACUGCCCCAAAUAUCAAGUGGUCAUGUUCGAAGGGCCACCUGCUAAUCGCCAAUUUAAUGGCCCAAGUAACCGGGAUAAGCUCCUCGCUGGGAUUAAUCUUAGUGAUUUCACGAUAGAUAGACGUUUCCUCAACUUUGAGCACAUGGAUCAUGGGGCCAACUACUAUCGGAGAUUCUUCGCUGAUCACGAUCACGUGAACUAUUUUGGGAUAUCGGAGCCUCAUGGGCCGCUGGCCAUAUCAAUGCAGCGGGAGAAAACAGACUCAGCAGCUGAAAGAGGGGAAGCUAACUAUCAGUACAGAAUUAUUAUUAGAUCAGUUCAGUCCCCAACCUUGCGUGGCAGUAUCCUAGAAGAUUUCCUGCCUUGCUCCCGUGGAAGCAACAAAGUCCACUUUCGGGACAUACUGGAAUGCCUGACCCCUCAAAUAAAACAAGAAAACCUCAAAUUAGCCGAGAAUAAAGUCGCGGUGGUGGACGAACUUUUGAAAUUCGAUGAAAUAACGAUGAACGUAACGUACAAGAUAGGACUGGUAUACUGUAAAGCUGGUCAGAAAACUGAAGAGGAAAUGUACAAUAACGAUGCUGGAAGUCCUGCCUUUGACGAAUUCUUGGAGACAAUUGGAGAGAAAGUGGCAUUAAAAGGAUUUGAUUCUUUUAGAGGAGGCCUUGAUAAUAAAAGUGAUACGACAGGAACUCACUCUGUCUACACAAGAUACAACAACUGUCAAAUAAUGUUUCAUGUGGCAACUUUACUUCCUUAUACCGAAAACGACAGACAACAGGUGGUGAGAAAGAGGCACAUAGGUAACGAUAUCGUGACAGUUAUCUUCCAAGAACCUGGCUCGUCCCCCUUCACACCCGCCCACUUCCGCUCACACUACCAGCACGUGUUUAUUGUAGUUAGAGUGUCCAAUCCUAACACCCCGGAAACCACCUAUCAGAUUGCUGUUACACGAUCAGACGAGGUACCCGAGUUUGGUCCAGCUAUUCCAGAGGAGACGAUGAAGAAGGGAGCUGCCUUCAGACACUUCCUGCUGACUAAAGUGAUAAACGCCGAGAACGCAAGUUUGAAAGCCAAGAAGUUGGCCCUGAUGGCCAAACGAACUCGUGAACAGCUUCUUAAGAACUUCUGUGAGACGCUUUGUACAUCAACAACUCUCGUUCCUAACCCUAAAAAGAGCGGCAACCCAGGAAAACUGGGACGUUCUUGGUCGUUCAAAAGGAAAGCCAGGUUUGCCCAGCGCCUUGCACCUGAGCUUGUGAGUCGUGGAGCACUUAAAUGGAGUGUGUCUGUGGUGGAAGAGGGUGUGGAGAAGCCUUGUAUGAUGGCAAUUUCACCAACUCAGAUAGUCAUCAAAGAACUUAAAACUAAGACCAUGAUGUACAUGUUGCCGUGUAAGGCUGUUCUGGGUUGGACUUCCACUAUGGAUUCCCUUAAACUCUACUACGACACAGGGGAGGUGAUAGUGAUGAAGAGAGAUACCACCUCUACCCAGGAUGACAGUACGAGUGAUAUCGACGAUAUUGUCAAGAGACUGACUUGCACCAGCGACGGCUGCGAGACACAAGAGAUCCGAGUAAUAAAGAACCAGCAAGGGAAGCUCGGAUUCCACAUCCAGUUCCAGGGUAUUGUGGGGGAUGUCACAGAGAACGGACCAGCUUGGGCUGCUGGCCUCAGAUGUAGCUCCAGACUCGUAGAGGUCCGUGGCACACUGGUAGCCCACCUCGAGCACGAGCAGCUCAUCACUCACUUGAAAGGAAAAGACACGAUUGUUGUGGUUGCACUUCCUCCUUUCCCUGAUGGCCAGCCUCGAAGGAGCAUAUCGCAACUGCAGUCACCAACGGACGUGCGUCCCAAAGCAUCGAGUGUCUCAACCACUCGUCCUUCGGUAGGCUCACCAACUCCAGCUCCCACUCCUACAGCUCCCUCUUUAGCGGGAUCAGAAUCUAACGAUGUUAUCGCUCCCCUAGUUGAUAGACGCAUGACUACUCCAGAGUCAUCCUCCCGUCCGGAGUCGAGAGAAUCCAUCAACGCGCGUGCUAUGACACGUGGCAGCAUGAUAGCCCUCAACCUUCUGGAGCAGGAACUGGGGAUUGACGAUACUGAGCACAUUGACCUGGACGAGUUCCUGGAGUCCAUCGUCGGCAAGGACAAACUCAAAGAAUUGGACGAUGAGGUAAAGGAACUAGAAGCGCGGUCCACUUCCUCAUCCCGUCCGAACACCCCGUCCUACCACAACAGCCAGCAGUCCCUCAACUCUGAGGACGGACCAUUCUCUCCUGGAGCUACGCGCCACAAGAGCUUUGUUGUGUCGCCUACCUCCCCUAAACGCAGAGAGCUAACGCCGGCUUCUGAAUCAAAGGAGAAUAACGAUAUUGGUAUGCGAUUCGCUCUGGGAUCCGACAACUUGGACACAGGUAGAAAUAACUCGACAGUGGGUAAACGGUUUGCACUGAGAACAGAUACUCUGGAUUUCGGAUCCACACGAUCCAACCGAAGUGUGAUCGGGGCAGAACGUCAGAACGGACACCCACGUAGCGGGUCACGUGACUCUACCCACGAGAAGCCGGAUAUCAACGAGAUAUUCAAGAUAAUCGACAAGACCAGAUUAGAAUCAGAAGCAAACAACAGAUCCCCAACCGAUGAUAUCUCAGAAAUUGAUGCAGUUGUAAGCAUGAUUGAGAAGGUAUUGGAAAACACUGAUUCAUAUCUAAACGAGGAAUUAUCAACCCGGGGCCUGCCUAGCGAUUCCGACAAUGAUAACAACACGGUGUCAGAUGCGGCCGGUCCGCGCUCCACGGCCGCGCCCGCCUCCUCCUCUCCCUACUCCUCCACACGCUCCUCCAGAGCACGUGCAGACGAGAACACGCCGCGCAAUGGAACGUCGGGUCGACAAUCGCCUAACAGAACGAUUACUGCUAGUCCGUACUGUAAACCCAACAACCAGAAAGUGGAAAAUAUACAGCGGAAGAUGGGAGAUUAUACAGAUGAUAUAGAGAAUGCUAUCGAACAGCUCGACUCAAUCAAUCUCCAAGAUACAGCCAGAAGGAAGCCCAGUAUAUCCAGCUCCAGUCUUAGCGACGAAGCAUUUACAGCAAGUUCGGAGAGUAGCGACCAAGGUUUCCCAGCCACAUUAACUAGAAAUGGAGUUGCUCCACAAAGAACCGAGGAAUUUGUGGAAUUUGUGGCACCUUUGCCUCCGACUCGGUCGCGGACCGGUGCGGUUAGCGCCAAAUCUUCCAUCCACUAUCUCCGUGAAAAUCAACGAUAUAUCAGCCCACAAGAUGAUAACCACAACGAAGCAGACUCUGUUUUGACUAGAUCUAACAGUAAAGUACCUCACUCAAAUGUUCGACGGAACUAUUCUCUUAACGACAAAGACCGUCCUCCUCGCCCCAUUCUCAAAGCUAGACCGCAGUCAGCCCGCGUGAAUCUCGGUGGCGGCGUGAAGCACGUGGAGCGCGCGCAGCUCGUAAACUGUGACAAUUCAAACCAGAUGUUGGCGGAGCCUGAAUCUGGUGACACCUUGUCAAGUUUAGAUCGUGGGGAAAAGGGUGUUGGGGUGAGAAGAAGUGCAACUUUUUCUGGGAGGAGAAGAGUUUCUAUUGAAUUAUCUCCCCCACAGUACUCCAGAUCCAGAGCCUCCACCUCGCCUCUUCACCAAACAGACCAACUAGACCAACUAGACCAACAAGACCGAGUAGGGCGUCCUCGUGACACGUGUGAUAAAUGUACCAAGAUGCAACGUCCCGGCCUUAUUGUAACGAGGCCAAGUCGUCAUGACGUGUUGGAAACGGAAGAUGAUGACGUCAGCAAAAAGUCCAAUGUCGAGUCUGAUUCUUUGGAGGACAGUUCGCCGGACUCGAUGGAACUUGUGGGAAAUUUAUCUGGUAGACUUGUAGUAGGAGGAGCUAGAAAGAGCAAAAGUUUGGGUGACAUGUUGUCUCUAACGAGAGGGUCUCCUCAAGUAACAUCAGACAGUGUUAAUAUUAAUACGGAGAGCGAACAAAGCACCAGCGACGAUGAGUUCCCACAACGGCACUUCACAAUGCGGCGUAUGAGAAGAGAAGGAUUACUAAUGGAACAGCCAAGCGAAUCGAGCGAUCAAAGCCGAGCGAGCGAUGACAUCCCACCGUCUCCACUGCAGAUGCUGAUGGAGCGGGCCAGGGAGGCUCAACUCGAUCAAACUGCAGAAAACGACAACUCCUGGGUGAGAACGACACUCCUCCGAAUCGCCGAACUGGAGGCAGCUCUUGAACGGUCCAACUUCGAACUCCAAGCGUUACGUAAACAAAAUAGAGAGAUGGAGCAAACUUUGGAAAUAGUAGACGAGGAAAACGCCAAGAUCAGGCGGGAGAUGGACCGUACCAACUCCCAACUUGCAACCUUUACCACCUGGGUUCAGAGCAGGCAACUGCUUUGAGGUGAACGCAUACUGUUCUCCCGCGUGGAGUCUACUGAUGCGUCAAAGGAAGAAUAAUUGCAGGACCAUAAAACUUCUGCUCUUGAACGGGAUGAAAUUAGAUAUCGGUGGUUUGCUGUUAGUAACCAGAAGAGUUCGCGGAGAAGUUUGAAAAUUGUUACCGUUUAGAUUGCUACGAUUGUUCUGAGAUUUUGUGAACAAAAGUUCAAGGUGACCCGAAAGUCGAGAAUAUUCUUGGAUAACCCAAUCUUUUUUGUUUUAUUAUGAUAAAACUUUGACUUUGUACCUUGCCAAUAUAUACACUUUAUACAUGAAACUUUUGUAUGUCGCCGUUACAGUCAACGAAGUUAAAGCAUUUUUUUUUUCUAAACAAACCAAGACGACUUAAGUUUGCGCAGCUUUGUUUUAAUUUUUAUGAUGUUGAAUACCUGGUUUUACGAUAAUUUACUGUUUAAAUUGGAAAAUUGGGCGUGUCAACGUCUUUUCAAUAUCUCUUAUUGUUUUGCACACCUAAUUAAAAUAAGCUGGUAAGACGGACACCUGACUAUUUAAAGAUUGAAUUACAUAUACUCUUAAUUUCUUUUACUGAUAAAAACUGGGGUACAUCAAUUUUAGAGAUACAAUCGAUAAUUAUGUAACAUGUAUAGAUUAAAUGUAUUGAGUUACAUUAAAAUUGUCACAAAAUAUUUACUACUGAAGGAAUCGCAACGAAAGACUAAUUGGUCAUGUGUUAGUUAGACUGAAUUAAAGAAGUACUACAAACUUUUUCAUUGCCAAUAAUGUGAUUAAACCGCUCUUUUGGUAGUACACUGGGGAUCUUAACUUGUAAAAACUUAAGAUUAAACAAUAACAUCAAAUGGGGUACUAUAUAGAUCAGCACACAAUAAUCAAUAUUAACUUUUGGGGACAAAUAAUGAUUUUGUUUCAGUCUAAGAACUUGCAUGCUGUGUAUGAUAUCUCUCUGCCGUUUUGUACCGAUUUUGAUUAUAUUUAUCUAGUGUUGUAAAGUACAAUAUUGAAACGAUGUCAGGGUUCCUUGAACUUAAAUGGUAAGGACUUAACGUCGGUCGAAGUGGCUGGUUGUUAGUUUGGUGGAAACGUGGAAGGUGGAUCGAUAUAGAAAUAGAAUCAGUGACAUGGUUAAUAUUCGAAACAAUAACUUAUAACUAUGAACUUAAGCCGAUGCACUUAUAAAUUUGACAACAUUAAUUAAAACUGAAUUUUACUAUCUUUACGACAAUUUCCACCACUCUUACGGCUUACCGGUUGUUAUCUACCGAUACUGUCACUAAACGUUAUCGGCAUUACUGCACCGUUACUUAGCAUUUUGAACCGGCUGCAGUUGUGCCUUUAUCAAUAAUUUAUUUCUUUUUCUGUCAAUCAUAUAUUCAAUCUCUAUAAAUAUAAUUUCAUUGAGUUUUAUUAUAUUAGACACUACAAUAUUGAUAGCAUAUAAUUUCACUGAAAUUUAAA